ACGAACUUAGGUCAGAGUUCGGGCGGGAAACCUCACUGUAGAAGUAGAAUAGUGUAGAGUUUGUCAGUGAAUGCAGAUGCAGACGCGUUGUGUUCAGUGUUCACCGUGAUUAAUGCUAUUCCAACUUUAGUGGAAGUUUGAUAUUUGACAAAAUUUAUUUGCGAGACAUAAUAAUACGACGUUCAAAUGUGUGGUGACUCACCGUCGACAACUCACUCAACAAACAACUAAAUUGUUUAGAACAAGAACGUUCCAGUUAGUGAACGAAAGUACUUCAAAAUGGGUGGUCAAAAGAACGCAAAAAAGAAGAAUGGUCAACAGAAGAAAGAAAAAAUUGAAAAGGGUGCAAAAGGUGCAAUCGUUUCUUCUGCAAUCGGUGAACCAAACAUCCAGCUACGUAAACUGUAUGAUGAACGUGACACUUUGGAACCUUCUGAAAUGUUUUCUCGACUUCCAAAUGCGACGGUUAAUCUUGGACGCGAUGGAUGGUUGCACCCAACCGACACAGAAGUCAUCUGGCUCAUACUUGGUACGUUCUGCGAUAUAAUUGGCGAUAAUGAUUUAAAGCAAAUGGCAAAAAUAAUUGAAAGCAAGAAGCUGUACAACCAAGUUAGUUUGUGCUGUACACACAUUCUGGAAAUGGACGUUGAGAAUUCUGGUAAAACUCUUAGGCUGGAACAUUUGCUAAGAGCACUUUGCAAAACCACAACCCUUUACCUUACUAUCGCUUCGAAUGCAACCAAUGCCAUCCGACCAAAUUUCUUUUUGGAUCUCUACAACUCGACAAAAGACCCAUCCAUUCAAGUUCUAGGGAUCAAACCAAGAAUUAUUGAUCGCCUCCUGUUUAUUCAUUGUAUGCUUACUGGUAGCGAAUCAACAGAUGAUUCAGGAUUCGAUGCUCAAGAACUGAUCCAUGAAGAAGCAAUAUUUGCUGAAAUUGCCGAGGAAUCCAACAUGGUCGAACCACCAGAUAACAUCGCCAACUGGGACAUUGUACCGAAUCAUUAUGAUAUUUUCCUUGAGGGUCAAGUCUUCCUUCGUCCCAACUUAUUACGCACAUCUUAUCCCGAUCUCGAAAGUUAUCAAGAUAUCCAAUUUCGUCUUCUGAUGGAAGAUUUCAUGCAGCCACUUCGGCAAGGCUUGGCUAAACUUACGUCCGGCCAGAUUGGUCCACGGGGCGUCCAGGAGCUCCGAAUUUACGAAAACGUCACCUUCAAAAGAAGUGGUCUUGUCCAAGAUCGAUGGCUUGUUCCAGAACGAGAAUCUUCCUGGCGAUUUUAUAGGGUUAAUUUUCAACGUUUACCACGAGUAAAUUGGAUCACCAGUCGACGUCUAAUUCAUGGCUCACUCGUUUGCCUCUGGGACGGAUCGGAAAUUAUUGUAGCUAGCGUCGCAAAUAGUAAUCCAGAGGAUUUGGCCAGUGGGCAGAUUAUGUUGGCGAUCGAGUCGAAAGAUGUGCCAGCAAAUUUCAUGGAAAAGACGUAUGUGAUGCUCGAAUCAGUGGUCUUCUUUGAACCUUAUCGAGCAGUCCUUCAAGUCCUGCAGAAUUUUACGUACGAUUCCUUUCCGAUGAUGGAUUACUUUCUAGGAUUUGAAAAAAAUCCAAUGCUUCCAUCGUACCUCUCGGAUUCGCCCAUUUAUGAGCUCAAGAAUUCCGAAAAAGCCACUUUAAACAUCUAUAGCUUGAUGGACUUUACUAGUUGGCCAAAUGCCGAAGAAUUGGGUCUAGAUAGGAGGCAGCGUGAGGCCUUACAAAUAGCCCUGACAAGUAGAGUUGCACUAGUGCAAGGACCACCCGGUACUGGAAAAACGUUCUUGGCUCUGCGGAUCCUUCGUUCAUUACUGGACAACAAAAAUCUGUGGCAAGGAAAAAAUGGUGGAAAUCCGUCGGAUAAAGGAAGUCUAUUGAUGAAGCUGCAGUUCACUUGUGGACCAACCUGGCGUGUAAGAAAUAAAAUUUUCUGGAAAAAAUACGGCGAAGAUUGGAGCGACAACCGCUCACCUGUCGUGGUUAUUUGCUUCACGAAUCAUGCACUGGACCAAUUCCUAGAGGGGAUACAUGGAUCGACGAAUCGAAUCAUCCGCAUCGGAAGUCAAUCCAAAUCCACCAUUUUGGAAAAUUUUAGCCUUUAUCGGAUUAAAUCCAGGGUGAUGGAGGAAAUGUCUGAUGGCCCAUACUCUGAAUCCAAUUACCUUUACUAUUUUUACAGGAUGAAAGAGAUACGAGCCAAGAUGGAAGUACAGAUUAGUUUGAUUAAUACCAAAAUGCACAACACUCAAUUUGAGAUCCUCAAAGUCCAUGAACUGAAGCGAAGAAAUAUCAUCAGUGCUGAGAUAAGUGAAGUGUUCGAAGAGGCGGAAAAGCGUCAAGCUAAACAAAAGCGCAAAGACAACAUUCUUAAAUGGUGGUUGGGAUGGUCCAACUAUCGGCAACUACUUAAGGUGUUGCGGGAGACGCGGAUUGAGAACCGAUACAGAAGUCAAGUGGCAAGAGCGGUCACAGCAAUAAAAGAGCAAAAUGUCGUUGAAUUCCUACCAGAAGACCACGAAGAACUAGACUGUGAUAACAAUGAUAUGAUCAAAGACAUAAUCGACGACGAAGAUUACACUGAGGAAUUGCGUUUGGCCAGGGAAGAGAUCAGUGAUGUAGCCUCUCCUGAACACAACGACAACGUUGACGAUGGCGAAUAUGUUCCCUGGACUCAAGCCGAAGAAGAACCUAAAGAUAUUGAAGAAAAAUUAUUUGCAGAUUUUGCCAACAACCAAAUGGAGAGAAUGCAGUACAUUCGUGAUCUUCUUUUGGCAAUGCCAUACGACGACUACCAAAUGGAAGAUUUCUCAGCGGACCAAAUAAUGUCUAUGCCGUUAAGUAAACGUUGGAUGCUGUUUGCUCAAUGGAAGAGGCUUUAUCAAGAAAUAGUUAACCAGGAUUUGCGCGAUACAGAAAGGGAUUACGAAGAUAAAAUCAAGGAGUAUAAUCAAUUGAAAGGUAAAGCUCUUGCAGCUCUUUGCCGUACUGCUGAUGUUAUUGGUAUGACUACCACUGGAGCAGCCAAAAACCGAUUACUUCUAGAAUCGCUCAAAGCUAAAAUUGUAAUCGUGGAAGAAGCUGCAGAAGUGCUCGAGUCACACAUCGUCUGUUCCUUGACGCCUGAAUGUCAACAGUUGAUUAUGAUCGGGGAUCACCAACAAUUGCGCCCUUCGGUGAACGUUCACCAACUGGCGACGAAAUAUCAUUUAGACGUGUCCCUGUUUGAACGCCUCAUCAUGGGUGGAAUGAAAGCUGUCAGGCUCGGCGUCCAACACCGAAUGCGAGCUGAGGUAGCGCGACUCAUCGUUCCAGCCAUCUAUGCCCAACUGGAAAAUCACAGCUCAGUCUAUGACCACCCUCAUGUCCGGGGAAUGCUACAUGACGUAUUUUUCCAUCAUCACACUCACCCGGAGAAAGAAGACGGGAGCAGUUUUUAUAAUCUGCAUGAAGUUGGCAUGGCGCUCAAUUUAGCUCGCUAUUUAGUGCGAGAUCAACAAGUUUCUCCGCACCGAAUUACUAUCUUGGCCACCUACACUGCUCAACUUCAUCAACUCUUGGAAUCGCGCAAGCAAUUAAAAUGUUCUGAACUGGCACAUGUCCGUAUGACGGUCGUUGAUAACUUCCAAGGGGAGGAAAACGACGUCAUAAUCUUGUCUCUGGUGCGAAAUAACAAACGCAACUCGGUCGGUUUCCUCCGCAUCGACAACCGUGUCUGCGUGGCCUUAUCCCGCGCCCGCAAUGGCCUCUACAUUUUGGGUAACAUCCGUAUGCUGUCUACUGCUAGCCCUCUUUGGGCUCAUAUGGAGAAAGUCUUAACAGAAAACGGAGAAAUCGGCGAAGGAAUUCCCCUACAAUGCGACAAACAUCAUCAAACCGUUCACAAAGUUAUGGUGCCUGAAGAUUUCCCAGUCGACCAUUUUUGUCGUGAAUUGUGUGGAGCUGAUCUUCCUUGCGGCCAUGCCUGCAAACUAGUGUGUCACAAAGACGGUCCACACACGCGCAGUUGUCUCGAAAAGGUCAUCAAAGUACUCAACUGUGGCCACAACCACUUCAUGUCCUGCUCAACAAGUGUUUACGAAGCGGUUUGCAACGAACUUGUCCCUGUAUUGAAGAAGCCGUGCAUGCACCAGUAUGAUAUCAUCUGCUCGCAACUACAAACUUUUGCCAAAACCCCAUGCCCUGUCCUUGUUUCCAAGAAAUUGACCUGUGGACACUUACAGCGAAUUCCUUGUUCGGCGCCACCCAAUUCCGCACUCUGCAAAGCGCUUAUAGAGUACAAACUGGCGUGUUCCCACAUUGCAACGAUUCCCUGUAGCCAGUCGAAAAUUCAGAGUUUUGCUCUUCAGACUUUCUGCAAGGAAUUGGUUCACAAGAAACUGUUGUGUGGCCAUUCAAAAUGGAUGAAAUGCGGUGUCAAUCCUCGGGGAAUGGAUUGCGGAAUAAUGGAUGAACGAAAGCUGGAUUGCGGCCAUAUUUCGGGAUUCGUUUGUCCUGGAAAACCGAUUAAAAUCCCUUGCCUUACUAUGGUUGAUCGUCGAAUGCCUUGUGGACAUAUGCAGAAGAGUAUGUGUUCGAAACCAGUUGAGCGAUGCCAUCAAGAAAUUGUUCGACACCUCGAUUGUGGCCACGACGUCAAAUGUCUUUGCUGGAACAAGACUCCAACCUGUACGGCCGUCGUUGAUAAGAUGCUGAUGUGUGGCCAUCUACAGCCUGUUCGAUGCAUUGACGGAAUCGACUCGGUGGUUUGCACUGUGGAAGUUGAAGUGCUCCAUCCUCUGUGUUCACACAUACAAGUGGUCCCGUGUUCAGUUGCCAAAAAUGAAAUUCAACUGCGAAGCUUCAAGUGUACGGCAGAACCAUUGAAAAUGCUGGAAUGCGGUCACGAACUUCGUCUCCCUUGUGCUCAAGAGAUCGAUGAAAGCAUCGUCUGCGAUGUAAUGAUCAAUUAUACGCUUCCGUGCCAUCACAUGGUCAUCAUCCCUUGCAAAUCGUCUGAAAUCAAAGCCCAGGAGAAAUGCAAAAUUAAAUGCGGAGCGAUUCUUGAUUGUGAUCAUAGUUGCCCUUUGCCUUGUCAUGACCGCUCGACCCCGCAUACGUGCAAACAAACCGUUAAAAAGGAACUGAGUUGCGGUCAUACUACGGAUUUGCCUUGUUUCCGGGAGACGGAGAAAGAAAUUUGCUUCGCGCCUAUGUCUAUGCAGCGUUCCUGUGGUCAUUUAUGGAUAACAACUUGUGGAGAAUUAUCUUCAUCGAACGACAUCCCAUGCUGUACAGUUGUGGAGAAACGGUUACCGUGUGGUCACUUGGCUCGUGUCAAAUGUUCUGUCCAGACUGACCAAGUUGUCUGCACUGUAAAUACCGAACAUGUACUCGGCUGUCGCCAUACGGUCCCUACUAAAUGUGGAGACUCACUGGAGAAAAGACUCAAAUUGACUUGCAGUGUUGAAGAAAUGAAAGUACUGCCUUGUGGUCACACCUGCCACUUAAAAUGCGGAUCAAAGGAGGCCAGCAAGCCAUUAAACAGCAUUUUCUGUCGGGUUAUGGUGGAAAAGGAAAUUCCAAAAUGUGGACACAAGGUCAAAGUCGAAUGUGGGAAAAAGCUGUCCAAAAACGACUGCACUUCUAUGUGUGAGAAAAAGCUGAAUUGCGGGCAUGGCUGCUCGCUUCUUUGUCGGGAGCCGUGCGCUACCAAAUCUUGUCAACAACAAGUCGAACUCGAAGGCAUUUGUCUUCCUUGUGGCCAUGGUUUGAGGGGAGAAUGUUGUCUGCGUUACGCUGAUCAAGACGUUAUUGAAGCUAAAAAGAUGGAGGUGGAAAAAUGUACUUCUUCUUGUAAGAUCAAAUUGGCUUGCGGCCACCGCUGUACUGAACGCUGUAACGAAUGUCUGGCCAAUCGCUUCCAUUCCGUCUGCGUUCAACGAUGCAAAAAGCUUCUGAUUUGCGGGCACAAGUGCGAAGCACAGUGUGGUAAAGCUUGUCCACCGUGCCAGAAACCUUGUGAAUAUCAGUGUGUCCAUCAAAAGUGCUCUGAGCUGUGCAGUGACGAAUGUACUCCGUGCAUGAAAAAAUGCGCGUGGGAGUGCCCUCAUAUAUCAUGCAAUCAUCAGUGUUUUGAAUUUUGCAAUCGGGAACCGUGUAACAAGCCUUGCCCCAAAAAAUUCUCUUGUGGGCAUCUCUGUAACGGACUUUGUGGUGAAAUUUGUCCACCCAAAUGCCCCUUUUGUGCGCGCAUCAAACUACCUAACGCAGACCGAAGAGCAAGAUACAUUUAUCUCGAGUGUGAGCACUUUGUCGAGGUGGAAGAAAUGGAUGAGUGGAUGGCCCAGAACUAUUCAAAUGAAAACCCCAUCUGCAAAAUCCAAUGCCCAUCAUGCCCACGAUGCCAGAAAGCCAUCCGACACUGCUAUCGCUACGGCGACCAAAUCAAAGCCUUUUACAUAGAUCUACCCAGCAUCAAAUGGGAUUAUGUCAAGGACGAUUCGAUGGUUGUCAACCAUAUUGAAAAAAUACGCCGAACGUUGAUUAAAUGGAAGGGAAAUGUAUCUGAACUCGAUGCACAGCUGGAAUCGAUCCUUCUUCAGGGCGUUUCCAUUCGCAGUCUUACUAGGGACCAGUGCUGGGAUCUACUUUACCGGAUGCAAUUUACUUACCUGAUGUGCUACUUGAUAAGCGACUCCAAGAAAAAGUAUGCGGCUUCCCUUGACAAGACAAAGAAGAAGGAAAUGUUUGUGCUGGCCGAGCCUUCAAUCGAACACAUUUUGGAGCGAAUCAAAACGGGAUUCCAUUUCAUGGAGAAAUACGCCAACUCUGGCCAAGGAUAUUUUCAAGACUUGAUGAAUGUGUGGAAACGUUUGGAUUUGCAUCGCCAGUACUUUGCCGUGGAAGCCCUAUCCGCUGUAGUCCCCCCUUUUCUUCGCAUUGACGCGAGGCAGUUGGACAAGGCCGCCUCUGUUCUAAGCAAGAGACAGCAAUGGACCGAGACGGAAGAAAGCGAUCUUGAAGAGUGGCUUGAUCGUAAAUCUAAUUUUUUUAGUGUUAACUUGACUAGCACGGCCAAAAAGAAGCUCAGGUGGCGCCUAGACAUGAGUGAUGAAUCCUGGUUCAAAUGCUCCCUACCCUCAUGCGAAGCCGUCUUCUCUCUUACCCGUUACCCGCAAUGUCCCGAAUGCUUGGACCAAUCCGAACUGUGUUAUUAACCAUGUCUGUUCCUUUCUUUCCAGUUUCUGUUGGAUGCAAUCCCGUGAUAAAGUUGGUAAGGCGUUGUUUUUUUUUUAAGUUCUGUUUCAGCAUUUUUCAUUCAUUUUAUUUGUUGAAGUAUGUUUCUUUUCCUCUCUAACUUUAAUGCUCUUUAAUUCAGAUUUAAUACAGAUUUUGAGAAGUACAAUUCAACUUUUUUUAAAUCUGGGUGUUCAGUUUCAUCCGACUACCUUGGAUAACUCCCAAAUGCUCAAAUAGGAAAUAAGUUGUAAAAGUCAAUGACUUGUUUUCCAUAUCCCAGAUCCAGAACUUUCUUUAUCUUGUUACCAUUUUCCUGUGUGAAACUGUUUCACGUAAUCCAAAAGUGAUUUCUCUUUUCUCCUUAGGGGUGUUAUUUUAUCUCACAUUUAUCAUGCACGAGUUUGCCUCCUGAGAGGAUUGAACUCUCGGCCUUUGGUUUACGAGACCAACGCUCUACCACUGAGCUAAGAAGGCGUGCGUGUCAAAAUCAAUUUUUGAUUUUAUCAAUUUGAACUCAUUUGUAAAUUGUGUCUAGACAGCCCUUCAUUCUAACAUGAUUUAACACAGAAUUGCUUCACCCCAUUUCUUAGAAGCCAUGCGCGGCGCAUAGAAACUGGACUGUUUAUUCUGUAAAUUUCAGCAGCAUUGAAGGAAAGAACUAGUUUUUCUUGAAAUAACAAAGGGCGAUAAAAGCUCUCCUCUUGUUUUUCCUGACAAAUGCCACUAAACGAAAGGCAUUGUGUCGCUGUGCAAUGUGCAUACAUUUUACGCUACACAAAUUUCUCAGAACUAAUAUUUUCGUGAGUUUUACCGAGCACGAGCAUACCAGCACACAAUAGCAGUCCAGCUCUUUGAUUACCAGUUUACAGUCCCGAAGAAUGGACAAAUUGGGAAAUUCAACCCAUUGGCUAUCACCCGUUCCCUCAGUCAUGAUAAGUAUCACGUGAUCAUUAAUAUACUCUUUAGAUUGGAUAACCUUGAAUCUCCCACCUCACUCCUGUAAAUGGCAAGCAGCAAGAAAAAGAUAGCGAAAUCUCCUGAUGCGAUUUGUAAAAUGUUAUGCAGUUCAACGCUAGCUGCCACCCAACACAGACAUAAUUAAAGCACGCGUCAUUAGCACACGUCAUUUGCCAUCAUGAAGAACUCUGUGAUUACCAAUCUUCUAUUGGUGGUCUGUGCGGCAUCAACCCAAAUACCGGCUCAGUGGACGAGCAGCAGCUACAUCAAUAAACCACUAAUUCUCCUAUCUGUACCUUUUCCUUAUUUGGCAAUUUUUGCAAAAUCAUCGACGGUGUCGGAGGAAACAACAACUCAAACAAACGCUAAAAAUUAUGCUCCCCGUUCUGUUCAAACGAUAUGUCCAAAGGAAUCGACAGAAAAUGCUCAGCGCUUAACAGAAAUGGAAUCGCAGAUUGAUGUAUUAAAAAAGGAAAUAGAAUUUUUAAAAACAGCGUAUGCAGGUCUUUCAUUUGCUGGGACUGAGGAAUCAUUUACGUGCGAAGGAGAAUCCAAUGUGAUAUCCUGUUCCGGUGGAAAAGGCAUUGUCGUCGAUUUCGCUAAUUACGGCCGGACAUCCCACCAUAUCUGCAUCUAUAAUGAAAAAAUUGAUGUAAUCAAUGACUGCUUCACCCCGUCGCAUACCGAAAUGGUAAGCGGACGCUGCAACGGCCAAGCUAGCUGCAUUGUGAUAGCCACCAACGAUUUUUUCGGUGAUACCUGCCCUAACGUUUACAAAUAUUUACAAGUAAAGUACCGCUGCGUUUAAAACAAUACUGGAUACUGGAAAUCAAAAAUAUUUCAAUUUUCUUUUAUAAUGAAUACAUUUUUUAAAUAAUUUGCUUUUUUUUUUGUAAGGCAGCUAAUGGCAGCAACUAGGAAUUCUAAUUCAACUUACACACCAAAAACGUAGCCUAUUUGAUCAUGUAAAUGAGAAAAAAUGGAUCAAUAACUACCUACGUCGAACUCGAACGAUAUUGAUGCAAAUAACAAGUGGUCUUACACAGAUGUUCUGAGUAAACCAAUGGCAUUAGUUCAAACAUAUUCUUAGCCUGCCCUGCUCUGUGAAGCCUAUGUCCAACAGGUCCCAGCAAGUAUUGACAGCUCAAAUAUUGUUGCCCGAAACAGAUUAGCAUAUGGCGUCUAUAACGAUAAACAGCGAAUAUAGAUUGCAACUGCUGCGUAUUCUAUAACAGAAUGCGAGGUCUAUGGUCCAGUGGUGUUUUCACUGAACCUGCACAGGUGUUGUUCGUAAUUGAAAUCGAAUGUGCUUUUCCGAACGCACUUGGUGGUAGGUAAUUUGUUUUCCAUGACUAUAGCCCUAUAUAAUCGCGGAGAAUUGUUGUGAUAACUCGUUAUUCCACUACAAAAUCCCGUAACUUCAACAGCACAUUGGGAACGUAACCGAAAAUGAUUCGAGCAGAUCCGCUUCACUUUAUUUGUCUUAUCCUAGUCAGUUCUCUUGGCCUUCAACAACAAGUUGCAAGCAAGACAGCGCUUCAAUCUGAUCGAGCGAUCGAGGAAUCGUUCACCUGUGAAUGGCAAACCAAAACUUUAACCUGCCCCGAUGGACAAGGCAUUGUAAUUGAUUUUGCCAACUACGGCCGUACAACCCACCCAGUUUGCGUGAUGGACCCGGUGCGUGACGCACCCAAUACUUGUAGCACCUCGUCUCACACCAACUUUGUCGCGACAUUCUGCAAUGGCCGGUCGAAUUGCGUCAUCCCCGCUGUUAAUUUAUUUUUUGGUGACCCAUGUCCUAACGUCUUCAAGUAUUUGCAAAUCAAAUACCACUGCGCUUGCCCAUCUGAAGUCGUCGAGUCAUUCACUUGCGAGUGGGAUUCCAGGACGUUAUCUUGUCCGAGUGGGAAAAGUAUCGUCAUUGAUUUCGCUAAUUACGGUCGCACUACUCACCCAGUUUGCGUGUUGGACCCGGUGCGUGAUGCCGUCAAUACCUGUUCAACUGCAGCGCACACGGGUAUCAUUGGCCAACGCUGUAACGGGAAAUCUAGUUGCGUCGUGCCGGCUACCAACGACUUUUUUGGCGACCCCUGCCCCAAUGUUUUCAAGUAUUUACAAAUCAAAUCUCAUUGUGCUUAAAUUUCACGGGAAAAUGGAGCGGCUUAUUUAGGGGAAAAUAUAGGGGCAUUGUACUAGGAUAUUGGUGGAAAUAAACUUCAUAUAGAACUCUAA
Molecule: messenger RNA, 10438 nt
Organism: Daphnia pulex (common water flea)
Lineage: Eukaryota; Metazoa; Arthropoda; Branchiopoda; Diplostraca; Daphniidae
Product: NFX1-type zinc finger-containing protein 1-like
Exons: 22
Coding region: 280-7227 (2315 amino acids)
Biological process (GO): regulatory ncRNA-mediated heterochromatin formation
Cellular component (GO): nuclear RNA-directed RNA polymerase complex; nucleus
Molecular function (GO): helicase activity; zinc ion binding
Source: RefSeq, a predicted model, not a curated record